AUGGCUCACACCGACACCCUCAUCGAGCUGGCCAAGGCCCGCCGUACCAUCUAUAAGCUCUCCAACCAGAGCCCCGUGCCAGAUGCCAAGAUCGAGGAGCUCGUGAAUGCUGCCAUCGAAAAUGUCCCUAGUUCGUUCAACACCCAGUCGACCCGCCUGGUCGUCCUCCUGCAUGAGGAGCACGAGAAGCUGUGGGACGUAGUUAUCGAGGUCUUCGCCGGUCUUGUCAAGACAGGUACCAUCCCUGAGGACUUGUGGAAGAACCAGACCUUGCCCAAGCUGCAGGGUCUGAAGGCUGCUGUUGGAACAAUCCUGUUCUACGAGGACCCGGCUCACAUCAAGCCCUUCAGUGAGAAAUUCGCUCUCUACAAGGACCAUUUCGAGCCCUGGGCCAGGGACUCCAAUGCCAUGCACCAGUACUUCCUCUGGGUCGGCCUCGAGUCCCUCGGUUUCGGCGCCAACCUUCAGCACUACAACCCUCUUAUUGACGCCCAGGUUGCUCAGAAGUGGAACGUCCCUGCAGAGUGGAAGCUGAUCGCACAGCUUGUCUUUGGCAAGCCUGAGGGCCAGCCCGGCGAGAAGACGCAAAAGCCCAUCAACGAGCGCGUCAAGAUCUACGGAAAGAUCUAG
Paecilomyces variotii is the source of this 630-nucleotide messenger RNA. Its product is annotated as Nitroreductase-like protein. The record is from RefSeq and is a predicted model, not a curated record. The coding region runs from base 1 to 630 and encodes 209 amino acids. Gene Ontology annotation, biological process: cellular response to oxidative stress. The transcript is spliced from 3 exons. Lineage: Eukaryota; Fungi; Ascomycota; Eurotiomycetes; Eurotiales; Thermoascaceae.